Molecule: messenger RNA, 7789 nt
Organism: Misgurnus anguillicaudatus (oriental weatherfish)
Lineage: Eukaryota; Metazoa; Chordata; Actinopteri; Cypriniformes; Cobitidae
Gene: cacna1db
Product: calcium channel, voltage-dependent, L type, alpha 1D subunit, b
Biological process (GO): calcium ion import across plasma membrane
Cellular component (GO): membrane; voltage-gated calcium channel complex
Molecular function (GO): high voltage-gated calcium channel activity
Source: RefSeq, a predicted model, not a curated record
UAAUAGCACUCGUGGAUUUACAUUGCUGUCGUGCGGAUGUUACGGAGACACGCUCGUGUGAUGAAACUCAGGAUAAACUAUCAGUUUAAACAAUAUAGAGGAUGCCUUUCGAUUAUAAGAGUUUCGGUGUAAUAGAGGAGAUGAAGGAAAAACUGAAUGAAGGGUCAAAUAUUGACAGUGGCACCAGGACCCCAACCUCUAGGGAUGCCCCCACCUUCAAUCAUUAUUCACCAGCUCAGUCCGCUGCGCUGUCCUGGAAUUCUGCUAUUAAUGCAGCAAGACAAUUUGAGGGGACAUCCAGGUCCUUGAGUAUCCCAUCGGCUGCGGCCGCUGCACCCGUCGGAUCGCUGGCCCAGAGGAAACGACAGCAGUAUGCCAAAAGCAAAAAGCAGGGGAGUACCACCAGCAACAGACCACCGAGAGCCCUUUUCUGCUUGACCCUCAGUAACCCGCUACGCCAAGCGUGCAUUAACCUGGUGGAGUGGAAACCUUUUGAUACCUUUAUUCUGCUGUCUAUUUUUGCCAACUGUGUGGCCUUAGCUGUUUACAUUCCCUUUCCUGAAGAUGAUUCCAACUCAACGAAUCAUGAUUUGGAAAACGUGGAAUAUGCCUUUCUGAUAAUUUUCACAAUCGAGACCUUCCUCAAGAUCAUAGCUUAUGGACUCGUCAUGCAUCAGAACUCCUAUGUAAGAAACGGUUGGAACAUGCUGGAUUUUGUUAUUGUCAUUGUGGGUCUUUUCAGUGUGGUGCUGGAGCUGAUGACCAAAAAUCGUGAUGUCAGUGGGCAGUCUGGUGGGAAGCCAGGCGGAUUUGAUGUAAAGGCUUUACGAGCGUUUCGAGUUUUGAGGCCCCUCCGCCUUGUCUCAGGAGUUCCAAGCCUACAGGUGGUGCUAAAUUCAAUCAUUAAAGCCAUGGUUCCAUUGCUUCACAUCGCUCUGCUUGUUCUGUUUGUCAUUAUCAUGUACGCCAUCAUGGGCCUUGAGCUAUUCCUUGGGAAGAUGCAUGCGACCUGCUAUCUGAACGGCACACGUACAUUAGCAGAGGAGGAGCCCCGCCCCUGUUCCCUAUCAGGUCAAGGCCGUCAGUGUCCUCUCAAUGGCACUGUGUGCAGGGAUGGUUGGCAUGGUCCCAACAAUGGCAUCACAAACUUUGACAACUUCAUGUUUGCCAUGCUGACUGUGUUCCAGUGUAUCACCAUGGAGGGCUGGACUGAUGUGUUGUACUGGAUGAAUGAUGCUAUGGGCUUUGAACUGCCCUGGGUCUAUUUUAUCAGUCUGGUCAUCUUCGGCUCGUUCUUUGUCCUCAAUCUGGUGCUGGGAGUUCUUAGCGGAGAGUUUUCUAAGGAGCGUGAGAAAGCAAAGGCUCGUGGAGAUUUCCAGAAGCUGAGAGAGAAACAGCAGUUAGAAGAUGAUCUGAAGGGAUAUCUGGACUGGAUCACACAGGCUGAAGAUAUCGACCCUGAUAAUGAUGAAGAAAGAGUUCAGGAGACCAAACACAGCCCAUGCAUUCCCGCAAGCGAGACAGAAUCUAUAAACACAGAAAAUCCAGAAGAGGAUGAGAGGACCUUGUGCUGUGGACCUGUCUGUCAAAAACUGACAAAGUCAAAGUUCAGCCGCUGGCGUUGCUGGAACAGGUUCUGUCGAAGGAAAUGCAGAGCUGUUGUGAAAUCCGACAUCUUUUACUGGCUGGUCAUUCUGCUGGUGUUUCUGAAUACCCUUACCAUAUCAUCUGAGCAUUACGAUCAACCCAAAUGGCUCACGGAGGUCCAGGAUGUGGCUAAUAAAGUAUUGCUAGCCCUGUUUACGUGUGAGAUGCUGAUAAAGAUGUACAGUCUGGGACUUGAGGCGUACUUUGUCUCACUCUUCAACCGAUUCGACUCUUUCGUGGUUUGUGGAGGCAUUGUAGAGACGAUCCUUGUGGAGCUGGAGUUCAUGUCUUCUCUUGGCAUCUCCGUGUUCCGGUGUGUUCGUCUCCUCAGAAUCUUUAAAGUCACUCGUCACUGGGCAUCUCUGAGUAAUCUGGUCGCGUCUCUGUUGAACUCCAUAAAGUCUAUUGCGUCCCUGCUUCUGCUUCUCUUCCUCUUCAUCAUCAUCUUCAGUCUGCUUGGAAUGCAGCUCUUCGGCGGCAAGUUCAACUUUGACGAGACUGUAACUAAACGAAGCACCUUUGAUAAUUUCCCUCAAGCCCUGCUUACGGUGUUUCAGAUCUUGACAGGUGAGGACUGGAAUACAGUGAUGUACAAUGGGAUCAUGGCAUAUGGAGGCCCUUCCUCCUCAGGCAUGCUUGUCUGCAUCUACUUCAUCAUCCUGUUUAUCUGUGGUGACUAUAUAUUAUUGAAUGUGUUCUUGGCCAUCGCUGUGGAUAACCUGGCAGAUGCAGAGAGUCUUAACUCAGCCCAGAAAGAGCAAGAGAAAAAGAGGAGAAAGAGUAUGAUGAUGAGAGAUGCCGAAGAGGGAAAUGCAAAGAUGUCUGUAGAUUCGGACGCUGAUGAAGAUCAGGCAGAGGAGAUGACAGUCGCUACAGGUGAGGAUGAGAAGGAUAAGCCUAGCUUUCCGUCAGGCCGACGGCACCAGAAACUGCCAGAUAUGAGUCUCAGAGAAAAGAGGCCUCCCAUUCCAGAGGGCAGUGCCUUCUUCAUCUUCAGCAGCUCCAACCCGAUCCGUGUGCUGUGUCAUAGGUUGAUCAAUCACCAGAUCUUCACCAACCUCAUCCUCGUCUUCAUCAUGUUGAGCUCUGUCUCGCUGGCUGCCGAAGACCCCAUCCGUAACCUUUCUGCCAGAAACAUUGUUCUUGGUUAUUUUGACUAUGCCUUCACUGCUAUAUUUGCAGUCGAGAUCCUGCUGAAGAUGAUGGCCUUUGGUGCUUUCCUUCACAAAGGAGCUUUUUGCAGAAGUUACUUUAAUUUACUGGAUCUGCUGGUGGUUGCAGUCUCUCUUGUUUCGUUUGGAAUACAAUCAUCUGCCAUUUCAGUGGUGAAGAUACUGAGGAUUCUGCGUGUGCUUCGACCUCUCCGAGCCAUCAACAGAGCCAAAGGACUCAAACAUGUGGUUCAGUGUGUGUUUGUGGCCAUCAGGACCAUUGGUAACAUCAUGAUUGUAACGACACUCCUUCAGUUCAUGUUUGCUUGUAUUGGUGUUCAGCUUUUCAAGGGGAAAUUUUACCGCUGCACGGAUGAGACCAAGUCAAGCCCAGAGGACUGCAAAGGGACGUACAUUGUGUACAGCAUUGGUGAGACGUCACUGCCGCAGGUCCGACAGAGACUGUGGUACAACAGUGACUUUAACUUUGACAAUGUACUAAUGGCUAUGAUGGCACUCUUCACCGUAUCAACAUUUGAAGGCUGGCCUGCCUUGCUGUACAGAGCCAUUGACUCACACAGGGAGAACAUGGGACCCAUUUACAACUACCGUGUGGAGAUCUCCAUCUUCUUCAUCAUCUACAUUAUCAUCAUCGCCUUCUUCAUGAUGAACAUCUUUGUGGGUUUUGUCAUCGUUACGUUUCAGGAGCAGGGCGAGAAAGAGUACAUUAACUGCGAGCUGGAUAAGAACCAGCGUCAGUGUGUAGAAUAUGCUCUGAAAGCCCGUCCGCUGCGGAGAUACAUCCCUAAAAACCUGUAUCAGUAUAAGUUCUGGUAUGUGGUGAACUCCACAGGAUUUGAGUACGGCAUGUUUGUUCUUAUUGUCGUCAAUACACUCUGUCUGGCAGUUCAGCAUCACGGCCAGUCACAUCUUUUCAAUUACUCAAUGGAUGUUUUGAACAUGGUGUUCACCGGAGUCUUCGCAGUUGAAAUGAUUCUCAAACUGGUUGCCUUUAAACCAAAGGGUUAUUGUGUGGACCCCUGGAAUGUGUUUGAUGCGCUGGUGGUGAUUGGCAGUGUAAUAGACAUCAUUCUGAGUCAGCACUAUUUCUCUGAUGCAUGGAACAAGUUUGAUGCUCUAAUUGUUGUUGGUAGCAUUGUUGACAUCGCAAUCACAGAGAUCCAUAACACGGAGGACAGUGCGAGGAUCUCCAUCACUUUCUUCCGUCUGUUUCGUGUCAUGCGACUGGUGAAGCUGUUGAGCAGAGGCGAGGGGAUUCGGACACUCUUAUGGACCUUCAUCAAAUCAUUUCAGGCUCUACCUUACGUGGCUCUGCUCGUAGCGAUGCUCUUCUUCAUCUAUGCUGUCAUUGGCAUGCAGGUGUUUGGAAAGAUUGCCAUAAUGGAUGGAACCAGUAUUAAUCGUAACAAUAAUUUCCAGACGUUUCCACAAGCUGUGCUACUGUUGUUCAGAUGUGCAACAGGUGAGGCAUGGCAGGAAAUCAUGUUGGCUUGUUUGCCCGGCAAACAGUGUGACUCUGAGUCCGAAUACAACCCUGGAGAAGAGAAGAGCUGCGGGAGUACCUUCGCCAUCGUCUUUUUCAUCAGCUUUUACAUGCUGUGUGCUUUCCUGAUUAUUAAUUUGUUUGUUGCUAUCAUCAUGGACAACUUUGACUACCUGACGCGUGAUUGGUCGAUUCUCGGACCACAUCACCUAGAUGAAUUCAAGAGGAUCUGGUCAGAAUACGAUCCUGAGGCCAGGGGCCGUAUCAAGCACUUGGAUGUGGUGACGUUACUGCGCAGGAUUCAGCCGCCUCUGGGCUUUGGCAAACUGUGUCCUCACAGAGUCGCCUGCAAGAGGUUGGUUGCUAUGAACAUGCCAUUAAAUAGUGAUGGUACAGUCAUGUUCAAUGCCACCCUGUUUGCUUUGGUCAGAACUGCUCUGAAAAUCAAGACUGAAGGUAAUCUGGAACAAGCCAAUGAGGAGUUGCGCUCUGUUAUCAAGAAGAUCUGGAGAAGAACCAGUUUGAAAAUCCUGGACCAAGUGGUGCCACCUGCUGGAGAUAGUGACAUUACUGUGGGAAAGUUUUACGCCACUUUCCUUAUCCAGGACUUCUUUAGAAAAUUCAGGAAGCGUAAAGACCAAGGGAGACGCCAGUUCAAUUUCAACACCACAGCUGCUCUACAGGCCGGUCUGCGCACGUUGCAUGAUCUCGGUCCAGAAAUCCGUCGAGCCAUAUCAUGUGACCUACAGGAUGAAGGUCUAGUUGACAUAAACCUCGAUGAGGAUGAAGACAUUUACAGGAGGAAAGGAGUUGUGUUUGUAAAUCACAUGAGCACAGAGCAGUCACACAACAACAGCGCCACACAACGUCCUCUUCAGCUUCCAGUCUGUCAGAAAUAUUUUCAUUCCAAAUCAUCCAACAUCAUCAAUCAUGCCAACGUACCACCGCUUCCUGCUCAUCACAACAUGAUCUCUUAUCUUAACCACACCAGUGAUGAUGGACAAUUCAACAGGCUAGACUCGCGUGCUGUUGAGUACCUGACUAUCCACGUAGAAGACUCCGCCCCUGAUGACAUCGGUGAUGACACGCUGAGCUCAGAGGAGUAUUACAGCGGAGAUGACCUCAAGCUGACUAGAAAAAGGUCAUACAAGGACACUGUAAGUCCAGCUGUAUGUCAGGAUGUGUCUGAAGAUGAGCGACUCGUAUCCCGGCAGCAACAGAAGUCAUCAAAACGGCACCAUUUAUCUACAUCUCAAUCCUCUUAUAGACCAACUUUUCGUUUCGAGUGUUUGUGUAAGCAGAGCAGUCAAGCUAAGAUUUCCUUACAACACACAGAAGGACCCUCAUAUCGCCAGGUAAAGGCAGUGGAACGUGGACAAGAAUCGAGUCGAACACAAUUCUCCCCACGUCGCUCGAUCUUCUCAUGGGUGACGCCUCCAGCCACGCCUCCUCCCUACACCGCUCUGAUUCAGUCCCCGCCCACUGCUGGCAGCACUCCGAGUUUUGCUCACAGGAGCUUUUGGAAUUCCCAGCAAGGCUUUGAUCGGUUGCCACGUUCUCCGACCCACUUACGGAUUCCAGGCAGUGUGUGUGGUCAGCAUAAUCGGGGCAGUGCUCAUAAUCUGGUGGAAGCAGUUCUGAUUUCCGAGGGACUGGGCAAAUAUGCAAAGGAUCCAAAGUUUGUGGCGGUCACAAAAACUGAAAUCGCUGACGCUUGUGAAAUGAGCGUUGAUGAAAUGGAAAGUGCCGCUAGUAACUUACUGAACGUCACACUAGGCCAGGGGAGAGAUGAGACAGCCAACAAGAAUCACAUUCUCCAUGACUACAGCGAUGAGGAGAUCGACCUGGACGCAAAACAUGAAGAGGAUCUCAAAGAUGAAAUGAUCUACAUCCCAACCACACCAAACUCACAAAUAAUGGACAAAUAAAACUGAUGAAUUUGUGCUUUUAUUUAUAGAGAGAUGAGAUCUUUAAAUAGCUUUGGUGAGAUUUAAAUGUGAUUUUAAUACCAACAUGUCUUUUUCAGUAUCUUUUCUGGACUGAAGAGCAUUUAUUUUCAAACCGUUGGAGAUAUGAGGGAAUUUUCAGGAAAAUCAUAGCCAAUAUCCUUUAGUUUGAUGUAUUCUGCUUGUUAAAAACAGAUCAGUGUUUCCAUUAAAGGGAGCUUUUAGAUGAGGUUUCUCAGCAGUGUCAUUGCUCUAACUCAGAUUAAAUCAAAACCUUUAUUAUUUAUCCCCUAUUCCCCAAACACGAUGAAAAAAGUUUAAAAGUAGUCUUUCCAUGUAAAAGAUUAAAAUGAAAGAAAUUCUGUCAUCUUUUCCUUAUUUCGUUUCAUUCCUAUAUGACUUUUGUCUUUUUAAAACACAAAAAGAGAGUUUAAGAAGGCAUCACUUCUGCGUUUAGAUCAGUGUCUUGAAGAUUUUUAUGCAUUGCAGAGCUUCAUUUUGCAGAUUUCUUGAAAUGACUGAGACAGUUGCCAUUUUAAAAAAAAAUCGGUAAUUUCUGAUUUAGCAGAGAUCUGGCAUUGAUCCGACAUGCAUGAUUUGACAGUUUAAGCAUUUACUAUGUGGCCAUAUAUAGUGAUACUCCAGCCAAAUAUUAAAGUUACCCCAUGAUUUACUCCCCCUCAAGCAUCUGAGAUACAUACAGUAUAUCCAUCAUUUUUCAGAUGAACAUAUUUGAAGUUAGUUUAGUUAAUCGCUUUCCUCUUCUUUAUAACGGUAGAAAACAGGGAUCAGGGAACAACGUCUGACACGCUUUUAGACACACAUACUGUAUUUGCUUAAAGGAUUAGUCCAUUUUCUUAAAAGAAAAAUCCAGACAAUUAACUCACCACCAUGUCAUCUAAAAUGUUGAUGUCUUUCUUUGUUUAGUCGAGAAGAAAUUAUGUUUUUUGAGGAAAACAUUGCAGGAUUUUUCUAAUUUUAAUGGACUUUAAUAGAGCCCAACAUUUAAUACGUAACUCAACACUUAACAGUUUUUUUCAACGGAGUUUCAAAGGACUAUAAACAAUCCCAAACGAGGCAUAAGGGUCUUAUCUAGCAAAACGAUUGUCAUUUUUGACAAGAAAAAUAAAAAAUAUGCACUUUUAAACCACAACUUUUCGUCUAGGUCCAGUCCAGCGCGACCUAACGUAAAUGCAUAGUGACGUAGGGAGGUCACGUGUUACAUAUAUAAAACGCACAUUUGCGGACCAUUUUAAACAAUAAACUGCCACAAAGACAUUAAUUAGUAUCAGUUGACAUAAAACAAGGUAGGAACGGUCCUCUUUCAACACACUUGUAAACACUGGGGCGGAGUUUCGCGUUCGUCCUCUGUGACCUCUUGACGUCAUCACGUAUUGCGUGGGGUCAGCUGGCGCAUCACGACCGGAUCUACAUGACGAGAAGUUGUGCUUUAAAAGUGUAUAUUUGCUAUUUUUAUUGUCAAAAAUGACAAUCGUUUUGCUAGAUAAGACCCUUAUGCCUCGUUUGGGAUUGUUUAUAGG